AUGGAGCCUGGCCAUGACUGGGUCACUUCUCAGAAGGUGCUCUGCCAGUGGGGAGAGAUUACUACCAAGACUGGUUUAGCGUACUCCGUAUAUGCCGCUACAGAAGACAUGCCUCCGAAUGCCGCCUUUUUCUCAUCUGAUGGCGACUAUCUUAUUGUGCCACAAUCAGGAGUGUUGGAUAUCCAUACCGAACUGGGCAACAUUCUAUUAAGACCAUGUGAAAUUGCGGUGAUCCCUCGGGGAAUCAAAUGUCGAGUUAAUCUGGUAGCUGGACCUGCCCGUGGUUAUAUUUGCGAGCUGUUCCAUGGCCACUUCCAGUUGCCUGAACUUGGCCCACUGGGUACGUCCGCACUUGCGAAUCCACGCGAUUUCCAGGUUCCGACGGCUGCUUUCGAUGGUACAGUCAGCGACGGUGUGGCAACCUGCGAGGCUGCCGACUGGACCGUGAUAAAUAAGUUCAACGGCAAGCUAUUCUCCUGUACUCGGAACCAAACGCCAUUCAAUGUCGCAGCAUGGCAUGGUACAUACUAUCCGUACAAGUACGAUCUCGGACGCUUCAACGUUAUUGGAAGCCUCCUUUACGAUCACCCCGAUCCAUGCAUCUUCACGGUUCUUACCGCCCCCUCAUAUCGAGAGCCAGGAACUGCCUUGAUCGACUUUGCCGUCUUCCCUCCACGCUGGCAGUUUGUUGGUAUGAUUAUGAAGGAGGCAGACCCAAGCGGUGACCUGGUAUUCAAGCCAUUUGGAGGAAUGAUAACUGGGCCAAUGACGCCACACGGCUCUACUAAAAAGGAGCAUGAGGAAGAGAGGGCGAAAGAGUUCAAGCCGAAGAAGAUUGGGAUGGAACCGUUCCUAGCUUUCCUGUUCGAGUCUGAAGUUAUGAUGAGGGUUAGAGAAGCCGGAUCAGAGCAUGUUCAGAGCUCGUAA
Alternaria atra is the source of this 927-nucleotide messenger RNA. RefSeq lists its product as uncharacterized. Bases 1 to 927 code for a protein of 308 amino acids. The transcript is spliced from 3 exons. Gene Ontology annotation, cellular component: cytoplasm. Gene Ontology annotation, molecular function: homogentisate 1,2-dioxygenase activity. Lineage: Eukaryota; Fungi; Ascomycota; Dothideomycetes; Pleosporales; Pleosporaceae. Gene Ontology annotation, biological process: L-phenylalanine catabolic process. The record is from RefSeq and is a predicted model, not a curated record.